Mercenaria mercenaria is the source of this 678-nucleotide messenger RNA. RefSeq lists its product as uncharacterized. Bases 1 to 645 code for a protein of 214 amino acids. Lineage: Eukaryota; Metazoa; Mollusca; Bivalvia; Venerida; Veneridae. The transcript has 4 exons. The record is from RefSeq and is a predicted model, not a curated record.
AUGUUCACCAUAGCAUAUAUAGUACUUGUGGUACUGCUGGCCAUUAACUAUGGUAUUGUAUACGUACUAUGGAAACGAACAAAGGGAGCUCCUUCUGUCUCAAGUUAUGGUGAAGCGCUCCAUCCGCCUGUUAAGGGUAAACAUGACAUCCUAAGGAAAAUUUCAGCAGGAGCAGAGCUUGAGACUGGGGUAUGUAUCAUCAGCUUUGAUGAAUCAAGAACGACAACGCACAGGCGUAUACUGGAUUCAGCAAACAUUCCAAACUGUAGAGUACAAGUUCACGUAGUUAGAAGACACGAGCACAUUCCUGAACUACCCAGAUGUAAAGUGUACCUGAUGUGUACAGAGUUUUCUGAAAGACAUGUUAUAAUUGAGGAAACAGGUAAAGGUUUAGGUGACCUCCAUAGAACCACAUAUGAUGCAGUCGUUAAACUCGGAGGUUGUCUAAUAAUUCUAUACACAAGAGACCCAGGUUCAAGAAAUUUGAAAGAUCAGGUUCGAUAUAACAGGAAUAUAUAUUGUGUAGCAUGUCAGCCGGAACUCUCAGACCUUAACCAAGAUGGCCGCUUCUUCAGCGUCUAUGAUAAUCUCAGUCAUUACCAAAAAUCUGAACUAAGGAGACAGAUCACUGAAAAUAUGAUAUAAUUCUAAGAUAAUAACUUUAGUUAAGUGUUAAAG